AUGACACUUUUGCUUUUCUUUGCUUUCCUGGCUGCUGUUCUGACUCACAUAGAGUGCGGUAACCAACGCCGAGGUCCAGAAAACAGUGGGAGAAGAUUUAACCGGAUUCAGCACGGGCAGUGUGCCUACACUUUCAUUCUUCCAGAACAAGACGGGAACUGUCGUGAGGGUGCGACAGACCAGUACAACACAAAUGCUCUUCAGAGAGAUGCUCCUCACAUGGAUCAGGAUUUCUCUUCUCAGAAACUGCAACAUCUGGAACAUGUGAUGGAAAACUAUACUCAGUGGCUGCAAAAACUCGAGAACUACAUUGUGGAAAAUAUGAAGUCGGAAAUGGCCCAGAUUCAGCAGAAUGCAGUUCAGAACCACACGGCCACCAUGCUCGAGAUAGGAACCAGUCUCCUCAGCCAGACGGCAGAGCAGACCAGGAAACUCACAGAUGUUGAGACGCAGGUCCUAAAUCAAACAUCUCGACUUGAAAUUCAGCUGCUGGAGAAUUCAUUAUCAACAUACAAGCUAGAGAAACAACUGCUUCAACAGACUCAUGAAAUCCUAAAAAUUCACGAGAAAAACAGUUUACUAGAGCAUAAAAUCAUGGAAAUGGAAGGGAGACACAAGGAAGAGCUGAUCACUCUGAAGGAGGAGAAAGAGAAUCUGCAAGGUUUAGUUUCCCGGCAAACUAACAUAAUCCAGGAAUUGGAAAAGCAGUUGAACAGGGCAACGAACAACAACAGUGCUCUUCAGAAGCAACAGCUGGAGUUGAUGGACACAGUCCACAGCCUCAUUAACCUGUGUACUAAAGAUGGCGUUUCACCAAAGAAUACAAAAAAGGAGGAAGAGAAGCCAUUUAGAGAUUGUGCGGAUGUGUAUCAAGCUGGUUUCAACAAAAGUGGAGUUUACACUAUUUAUAUUAAUAAUGUACCAGAGCCUAAAAAGGUCUUUUGCAACAUGGAGAUUACUGGAGGAGGUUGGACAGUCAUCCAACAUCGAGAAGACGGAAGCCUGGAUUUCCAAAGAGGCUGGAAAGAAUACAAAAUGGGUUUUGGUAAUCCAGCUAAUGAAUACUGGCUGGGGAAUGAGUUCAUCUUUGCAAUAACCAGUCAGAGGCAAUAUUCUCUACGAAUCGAAUUAAUGGAUUGGGAAGGAAACCAGGCCUACUCACAAUAUGACCGGUUUCACAUAGGAAAUGAAAAGCAGAAUUACAGGCUGUAUUUAAAGGGUCACAGUGGGACGGCAGGGAAGCAGAGCAGUCUGGUCUUACAUGGUGCCGAUUUCAGCACUAAAGAUGCUGAUAAUGACAACUGUAUGUGCAAAUGUGCCCUCAUGCUAACAGGCGGCUGGUGGUUUGAUGCCUGCGGUCCUUCCAAUCUAAAUGGAAUGUUCUAUACUGCUGGACAAAACCAUGGAAAACUGAAUGGAAUAAAGUGGCACUACUUCAAAGGACCCAGCUAUUCUUUACGUUCCACAACUAUGAUGAUUCGACCUUUGGACUUUUAAAAGCAAAACACCAGAAGCACAUAAAACAAUGAAAAAUUCUAGUGAGACUACCAGAUGAAGAACUUCUUGUAUAAACGUCAGGAGGACCCAGCAUAUCUUCUUCCUCACAAACAAAUAGUAGUUUCACAAAGGGGCAGUGGUUCUCUUCUACCAUUUGUGGUCUGUUGUUCUUCAAACAAGUUUAUCCACUUGAGGGGAUGGGUCUGGAGAGCCUGGUCAAAGAGAAUGUCACUGUUUGACUUUACAAGAGGAGGGAAGUGUAGGAAAAUGUCAUUGUUUCAGCUACUACAACUGGAUUUUACUUCGAAAUGCUGAUUAUAAGACCGAAAAUGCAUUUUUCCACAUAAAGUACUGAAAUAUGAAUGUGCAUGAACAAAAUCUACUCUGUUUGGAAGAACAGAAACCAGCCUGCUAUAUAAACCAUUUUGAUAAAUGAUUGUUAACAGUGGAAUGGCAUUUCAUCUAUGCAAAAGAACUACAAAUAAACCUAUAUAUUAUUGCACAGCUACAAAUAAAAAAUGAAGAAAACACCCAUUCUCUGCCUUUGGAACUAAACCUCAAAGGAUGGGUUUCUGAAGCCAGCAGAUAAUUAGCCUGAGCAUACUACCAGUUUAACCAGUUUAAAAUUUCAGAAACCAUAAAGAAAGAUAGUGUAGGAAUGAAGACGUGAGAAGUGGAAUACUUUCUUGCUUUAAGAACAAAUCAAGCAGAAAAGUGGCUUAAUUCUCGAGCUGUGAUUGAGGAUGUGAUUAGAAAUCUUGUUCCUUUCUUCUAUUGCUGAAGCUUCUGUCUACAUUAAAAUAGAUUGGAUAACAUGAGAAAAGCUGUAAAGAAUGUGAAAUUUUUCAUGUUAUUUUGUAAGCCUAAUUGCAUGUAAUAUUUCAUUUGAAAGUAUACUGGAAAGCAGUAUUUUAGAGUGUAUAAAGGCAAAGACAACACCUUGCUUAUCUGGAUGGGUUCAUUUAACAAAGGCCUUUGCAUGUGCACACAUUUCUGCCUGUCUUAUUUCAUUUAUUUUAAAAUGCUAUUAAGAUUUUAUUUCUUCACCAUGUUAUUUCACCAUAAUUUAAUUUGUGAAUCAGGUUUACCGGAUCCACUCUGUAUUUCAGCUCCUACAAAAUUACUCUUUGCAGCAUCUAGCUAAUAUCAUAAUUAUAAUUAUGAAUUGUAAAUAGCAAGUUUAUAACUAUGGUAAAAUAAAAGGCCAUAUAAUGAUUGUACAUGCAGUCUCAACCUUAUUCAAUACAAAUUAUGCACAGGGUUACCAAAGAAUGCAAUAUUAAAUUACUUACAAAUGUACUAUUUGUAGCUGUUCUUCCAGAAUGGUCAUGUUAAAUAGUUCCUGUUACAUAUAGUACUUUGGAAAGCAUACAUUUUAUGAGAAAAAAAUCUACGUAUUUCUUCCAUACGAAUAUGUAGAGGUGAUAUGUUAGAGUUGUUUUAUAUAUGAAACAUAAAUACAUAUGCAAAUGAACCUACAUUUUUAUAGCAAGAAGUAACCCACCAGAAAACAGGACACAGUAUUAAUUGGAUCCAUACUGAAAUAAAACUGUAGGUUUGAACAGUUGUUCGGUUCCUUUUCUGCAUGCAAAAAGAUCAUAUCAGAUCUUUUGGGCCAAAGGAUCCACUUUGCUCAAUCUUCCACUUCAUUUGGGCUCUCCAACCAACCCAAAAUCUGGACUAACUACUUAAAUAUAUUUUUAUAGUAUUAUUCCAGUGGAUAUAUCCCUUUUGAAGUUACUUUUCAUACUACAUACCUUUGGGGUGACAAAGGUGCAUGGGUAUUUUUAGAAAACUAAAAACCUUUAUAAAAAAAUCAAUUACUUUUCAUCUCUGAUUUACCUCUAUUCCAUGGUGGCUUUCUUCAAUAUGAGCAGUAAAUUCAGCUGUUUAUGGAAAUGUAAAAAAAAAAAGAAAUCAUACACCUUUUUAAUAGUGAUAAUUGCAAUAUAUCACUAGGUUUGCAUAUGUGUAUGUGUAUAUAUAUAUAUAUAUAUACAAUUCUAAAAUUAUCAAUUUUAAGGGUUUGCUGGGUUUAUUAUCUUCUCAUUGUUUUCUUUCAUAGAACUGUUCUGUCCCAGCUUCCCCAUUUAUUCCAGGUUGGCUAUAUUGUGUGAAAAACUUUUUUCUUCCACUGUGUCCUAAAUGAUAUUAUUUUUCAGAUCUUAGAAUGAAGAACAACAUUUCAUAGGAAUACCUAUAAAAAAACAAACACAUGAUAUUUACUGUUUGUUUACUUAUCUGGGUUUGAAAAUGGGAUGUGGUUUCCAAUUCUUUAUAAUAAAGCAUCUUAAAAUUU
Messenger RNA from Ornithorhynchus anatinus (platypus), 3796 nucleotides. RefSeq names its product angiopoietin 1 (gene ANGPT1). NCBI's taxonomy places the organism in Eukaryota, Metazoa, Chordata, Mammalia, Monotremata, Ornithorhynchidae. Bases 1 to 1497 code for a protein of 498 amino acids. Gene Ontology annotation, molecular function: receptor tyrosine kinase binding. The transcript has 9 exons. Gene Ontology annotation, biological process: Tie signaling pathway; angiogenesis. The record is from RefSeq and is a predicted model, not a curated record.